This is a messenger RNA of Cololabis saira (Pacific saury), 864 nucleotides long. RefSeq names its product G-protein coupled receptor 4-like. The coding region runs from base 1 to 864 and encodes 287 amino acids. The transcript is spliced from 3 exons. Lineage: Eukaryota; Metazoa; Chordata; Actinopteri; Beloniformes; Belonidae. Gene Ontology annotation, molecular function: G protein-coupled receptor activity. The record is from RefSeq and is a predicted model, not a curated record. Gene Ontology annotation, cellular component: membrane. Gene Ontology annotation, biological process: phospholipase C-activating G protein-coupled receptor signaling pathway; positive regulation of Rho protein signal transduction.
AUGGAUUGGUUCUACUUAGAUGACAUCUCAAUAGGACAAACAGACGAUAACAGCAACAGCACUGACAUUAAUGGACAUGACGACAGCUUCCACGUCUUCAUGGACGUGGCGCAAUGGCUCAUCAUUUGCAUCGGCUUUAACUUGACUCUCAUAGUCAUCUGCGCACUUUAUUCUCUGAUUAAAAGUGAUCACACAGCUCCAGUCUACAUCAUCAACCUUCUUAUUUCUGAUCUGAUUCAGUUCUGCUGCUUGACAGCAAGUAUGGCUGGCGGGGCCUGGAAUAUUGUAACGCAUAUCUAUUUUUACGCUAUCAUGGCCAGUGUUGGAUUCAUGGUUUGCAUCUCCUUGGAAAGAUAUCUCGUCAUCGCGCAGCCGUUGUGGUACAGAUUCAGACGGAAUAUAAAGAUGCCCCUGGUGGUCUGUGGUGUCGUCUGGAUCCUUCCUCUUGUUUAUGUCGUCCCUGUUACUUUGAGUGUUGACAAAAACGUCAUCCGUGAUAUUGUAGCCAUCUUUCUCCUCCUCCCCCUCCCUCUGUUCAUAUUCUUCCUGGUUGGGACCCUAAGAGUCCUGUCUGCAGCCUGCAGUGUCCCCGCUGAUGAAAAACGACGAAUUGUGGCGAUUUUGGUUGUCAUGUUGCUCAUUUACACACUGUUGUUUCUACCCACUAUCAUUUUGUACCUGGGAGAUAAAUCCAGAAAAGACCAUAUUUUUGGCAAUAUAACUUUCAUUUUUAUUAAUAUUAGUCCUCUAUCAGACUUAACUAUGUACAUUUUCAUUAGAAAGGGUGCCAUAGACAAGCUUUUGGCCUCACUGUGUUGUUGUAAAGUGGUGAAAAGUCUGCAAACGAAUAGCCCGUCAGUUUAA